This is a messenger RNA of Ctenocephalides felis (cat flea), 1752 nucleotides long. RefSeq lists its product as uncharacterized. Lineage: Eukaryota; Metazoa; Arthropoda; Insecta; Siphonaptera; Pulicidae. The transcript has 4 exons. Gene Ontology annotation, molecular function: zinc ion binding. The record is from RefSeq and is a predicted model, not a curated record. Bases 1 to 1752 code for a protein of 583 amino acids.
AUGGAAAAAUCUGACGGAGCAGCAGGAUUCAUCUUUUUAUGCAGACAUUUGAAAGAAAGCAGAAGGAUUGGUUCUGCAUGCCCCUCGCGAAUCAUAUCUACCUUAUAUGAUGAUGGUCACGUGGUUGUAGACUAUUGGAAAACUCAUGUAGGACAUGAGAAACUGGCGAAAUAUGUCCCAAUAGACAAAAAUUUGCUGAAGGACAUCAGAGAAAAAAUUAUAGCUGGGGUUAACGACGAUGUGAUUAUCGGCACAAUACGUGAAGCUUGUUAUCGUAAAACAUUACCUGAGAGAGCUUCAUUAAUAUCUAAGAAAGAUUUGUGGAAUAUUAAAAAAAAGGUUAUACCAUCAUAUACUCCUAAAUGUAAAGAUGAUACAGUAAGUGUGCGAAUGUGGUUAGAGGAGAUGAGAUCUGAUAAUCGAUUCAUUAUUGUUUUUCAUAAAGAAGUUGGACCUGGCACUGCUAAGUACGGUCUUCAAGAUGAAGAUUAUAUCUUAAUAAUCAUGACAAAAAUGCAAUGUAGAAUGUUGAAGAAGUUUGGUACUGACAGGGUUUGUAUUGAUGGUACCCAUGGGACAAAUGGCUAUGGGUAUCUGCUACAAACACUGCUUGUGGUUGAUGAAUUUGGAAGUGGCAUACCAGUCGCAUUUUGUUUUUCAAAUAGGCAAGAUGAGUUUAUGUGUAAAAUAUUUUUCGAAGAAAUUUAUAAGGUGGUAGGUAUACUUAAAACAAAGGUAUUCAUGACAGAUGACGCUCCAGCUUAUUUUAAUGCGUGGUCAUCUGUCAUGGGUGUGCCACAGCACAAACUUUUAUGCUCCUGGCAUGUGUCCAGGAGCUGGAAAAGAUCAGUAUCAAAUAAGAUUUUAAAUAGAGAAAAGCGUGAAGUCAUUUACCAGAAAUUAAUAGAAUUAAAAAUGAUUUUAGAUGAGGAUGAUUUUUGGAGCAAUUUAAAUUCUUAUUUGAAUGAGCUUGAGAAAGAUGAUGAUGCGAAAUUAUUUGUUAAAUAUUUUAAGAAAUUUUAUUACAGCCGAGCAACUACUUGGGCAUACUGCUAUCGCAAAGGUUUAGGAAUAAAUACCAACAUGUUUUUAGAAAGUUUCCAUAACCAAAUGAAAACUCGAGUUUUGGGAAGAAAAUGUACUAGGAGGAUGGAUAAAGCCAUUCAAUUGGUGUUACGCCUCGAAAUGAAUGCUCUUAUUCAGAGGACUCGUAGAAUAAAUGGAACAUUAUUAUCGACAAGGCAGAGAGAUGUACGAGUAACCCAUGUAAGAGGUGCAGCAAUAUUGCCGCAUCGUAUUCUAGAAUGCAUUCCCAACACACAAUGGAAUGUUUUUUCAACAGAAGAUAACGUUGCACCAUACGUGGUUACCAAAAUAAAUCCAACAUGUAAUAGUACAUGCAUGAGAUGCGAAUCAUGUAAGAUUUGUUUGCAUACGUACUCAUGCAGUUGUAUAGAUUAUUUGAUACGAUCAAAUAUUUGCAAACACAUCCAUGCAUGUGUAAAGGUUUUCCCGAGUGAUACUGGUUAUAGGCGUGAACUUUUAGAAAAAGAUAUGUUACAAAAAUCUCAGGACUUCAAAAAUCCAGAGAAUUUUCAAACAAGUACAAAAGACGAUGAAGAGGCUUGUUAUGCCAUUAUAAAACAAGCAGGCCAAGAGAUCAUGAAUUUGAUACAGGAUAAACAGUUUGGUAGCAAGUGUUAUACUACGCAUUAUACUAGUAGCAAGGCAAAUACUAGCAUACCACAAUAA